AUGUCGGCAGCGCUGCUUUUCAUCAACCGAGUGAACAGCAACAGCAGCAGCAGCAGCACCUGGAAUCGCCGGCGAGGAAAGGAUCCGCUUCCGCCGUGUCGGACGAAAUUAGGAAGUGUGGCGAACGGCGACACUUCUGUCGGGGAACCCCGUUCCGUGCUUAAUGUCGGCAGCGCUGCUUUUCAUCAACCGAGUGAACAGCAACAGCAGCAGCAGCAGCAGCACCUGGAAUCGCCGGCGAGGAAAGGAUCCGCGUCCUCUCUUAACCGGGCGCUCGAGGACUCUGCUGCGAGUAACACACACACUAACUCCGCUUCCCCUGCUGUGAACACCAGUUCCGCCGUGUCGGACGAAAUUAGGAAGUGUGGCUAUCUGAGAAAGCAGAAACACGGCCAUAAGAGGUUUUUCGUCUUGCGGGCGUCGAGUCAUCUGGGGCCGAGCAGACUGGAAUAUUAUGACAGUGAGAAGAAAUUUCGAAACACUCUGCGCUCGAGCGCCGCCGCCGCAUCAGCUGGUGCCUCUCCCCCCAAAAGAGUGAUCUAUCUCUACCAGUGUUUCACUGUGAAUAAAAGGGCGGAUUCUAAGAAUAAACAUCUCAUUGCUUUGUAUACUAAGGAUGAAUACUUUGCGAUUGUCGCUGAGAAUGAGCAGGAGCAGGAGGAGUGGUACCAGGCGCUCGGUGAGCUCAUGAGUGAGGGGAAGAGAGGCCACGUGGACGCGGAUGAGAUUGACGAUGGAUAUGGUACUGUGACCCCUGGGACUGACUUUAAGGAAGUGUGGCAGGUAAAUGUUAAACCAAAGGGCUUGGGCCAGACGAAGAAUCUAAUCGGCGUGUAUAGGCUCUGUCUGUCUGCCAAGAGCAUUCACCUGGUGAAGCUGAACUCUGAGACACCUUGCGUGAACUUGCAGCUGAUGAACAUUAGACGCUGCGGCCAUUCAGAGAGCUUCUUUUUCAUUGAGGUUGGCCGGUCUUCUUCUAUAGGACCUGGGGAGGUUUGGAUGCAGGUGGAUGAUUCUGUGGUGGCUCAGAACAUGCACGAGACCAUUCUAGAGACCAUGAAGGCACUGAAGGCAUUUGCCGAGUUCAGGCCCAGAAGCAAAAGCCAGUCUUCUGGCACCAACCCGAUGGGUUUCAUCACCACACGACGACACUUGGGCAACCUCCCACCCAGCCAGACAGGGCUCCAGCGGCGGUCUCGAACCGAGUCUGUGGUGGGCACUCCACCCAGCAGGAAGAGCAGUGGAGCAAGUGGGUAUCGAUUCCGCACCUCAAGUGAGGGAGAAAGCACGAUGAACCGCCCCUUUCGCUCUGUGACAGGUAGCCUUAUUCAUCUCAACACAGCCCGUGCUAACCUGAGCCGACAGGAAAGUAGCAGUGGGGCUGGGGCCCGCUAUAUUCGUGCCCCACCAAGCUCCACUUAUCAUGCCCGUUCUGCCUCGCUGCCAGUGUCACACUUUCCUUCUACCACCAGUCCCAUCAGCAUGUCCAGCAGCAGCGGGCAUGGCUCUGUGUCAGACACUAUCACUCGCCCCUCCAGCGCGUCCAUUUGUGGAUCCCCAAGUGAUGGUGGAUUCAACUCGUCUGAUGAGUAUGGCUCCAGCCCUGGAGACUUCCGGUACUUCAGAGUACGCAGCAACACCCCUGACUCCCUGGGAAACACACCACCUAUCCGUGAGGAGCACUGCCUCAAUGACUACAUGGCUAUGGGCUGGAAUCGCGAUGUGUUUGGAACAAAUGCAGCUGAGGCGAUCAAAGAUGAGAGUGCAGAUGAAGAUUCACGACCGGGGUCUUUAAGGAGGCGGACACCCUCCUUCUCCAGGCAGGUUGGGGGCGCUAGUGCUGCUGGAGUUGCUGUUUAUCAGAAAAUGACCCAGACCACCUUCUCGCUGGACGAGGCUGUGGCUGAGAGCUCUUGGGGUGGCAGUGUCCAAACUGUCUCUACCUCCUCCUCCCUCUGCUCUGACUACAGCUCCAGUUCUGAACACAGCCAGGACCGGGCCCCUAGCCUACGGCCUGCAGACGGGCCUAAAGAUGAUGGGUACAUGCCCAUGAUGGCAGGUGUGCUGCCCUACGCUAGUGAUGCAGACUACAUGCCUAUGCAACCAAAUAUCCUCCUCUCUGCCUCUGCACAAGUCCAAAGUGCUGCUUUAAAUGUUCCCCAGCACAUGGACUCUCAAGGCUAUAUGAUGAUGCUCCCUGGUAGAAGUGGGGCUACGGACUCUCCCGUCACAUCCAGCCCUGACAUUAGCAGACGAGCAGAGGGGCGAAGAGCCUCAGACCGCCAGAAUGCAGAAUACAUAGAUAUGUCUCAGAGCAGCUCCACAGUUAAUGCUCAAAAGGUUUCCGCUGAGAAUUAUUAUGCCUUGACCACUCCUGGUGUCCCCAAAUCCUACAGUCCCUAUUUCUCCCUCCCUCGCUCAUACAAGGCUCCAUCCAGAAACCAGGUAGAGCAUGAUGAUUAUGUCCCAAUGAGUUCCCCAGCAAAACCAGUCUACAUUUCACCCACAGCCACCCCAGAUCGCAGUAGCAGGUGCCCACCUUCUGAGUCCUCUCAACAUAAUGACUUCACGGAUCGCCGUGCCGUACGGCCGAACCGCCUGCCCCUGGGAAGGCGAAGUUUGCACAGCUCUCUGCGAGCAGGAGAAGUGGCAGUGCGCCCUUCCAGCCCUGGAGAAUACAUCAAUAUUGAAUUUGGGGAUCGGCCCACAUAUUCUCCCUGCCCCCCCUCAACCCUUAGUAUUAACCGGGAGCAGCGCAAGUCCCCGCUGCCACAGGAUUACAUGACUGUCGAGGUGGAUGGUCUUCCACCAAAGAGUCGGUCCCCACGGCCCUCCCUGGUGGCCCCCUGGAAUCCUCCUUCAUAUAGCCGGCCCUCCUCAUCUUCCCACAGCAGUGGGCUCACGGUGGGUAAGCCUGACGACUACACGGAAAUGUCUUUUGGGCCUGAGGAGGAGUCCAAGAGCCCUACAGCCAUGCUUGAGCACCUGUGUGUUCUGGAGCAACAGUUUUUCCCCUUCAGCCCUCCAACUGAGCCUAAGGUUGUCCGUGCUGAUCCCCAGGGCAGGCGGAGACACAGCUCGGAGACCUUUGUCACAUCAUCAGGAGCGUCAGGUGGAAGUGGCACGGACUCCAAUGGCACCAUGCCUAGCAAUAGUGGGGCUCACCAGGUGGGCUGCAGCAAUCGUCAGAACUUUGACUGUGGUUGGACUGACGGCGUGACAUUCGGCAGUGAGGGUGCACAUGGAAACUCCUUGGAUAGAGCCGAUUCCCCCUCUGUGAGGUCUGCAAGGACUCUACCUGUGGAACACCAGAAUGGCCUGAACUACAUCACCCUAGACCUGAGAGACGAUCUCCAGCCUGGAAACAGUCAUGAUGCGCUUGCCUUGUCAUCCUCCAGCGUUCCUCCCCCAGAGAAUGGUGCCUAUGUCAGCAUGGAUUUAAUUAAAUCUGAGGGUCUUACAUCGGCGUCUAAAGGGAUCUUUGUGGGAGUCCCUGCCUUAUGGGGAGGGGUGUGACGACCCCUGUCGUUUGUUGGUGGGAUCCCUUUUGAGCCCACAAUCUACCUUGAUUGGCAGCCGUUUGAAACACCUGUUCUCUAUCAGACGCUCCGUUUAAAAGAGGCCUCCGCUUGAGCCAGAGUGGGGCUUCAGUUUUGGAUAUUUGGUUUUGUGGCUUGUUUGGUUUGCUUUUGCCCUCGCACUUCAAGACCACAUCUCCCUACAUCCAUGCAUUUCGCAUUACACACUGGCAUUACUGAUGUUUUUCCAAUACAUGGUUGUUUUCUUUAUGGUUUUCUUUACUUUUUUCAUGUGACUCUAAUUU
Messenger RNA from Sinocyclocheilus grahami, 3823 nucleotides. RefSeq names its product insulin receptor substrate 2-B-like. The transcript has 3 exons. The record is from RefSeq and is a predicted model, not a curated record. Gene Ontology annotation, molecular function: insulin receptor binding; phosphatidylinositol 3-kinase binding. Bases 1 to 3516 code for a protein of 1171 amino acids. Gene Ontology annotation, biological process: insulin receptor signaling pathway. Gene Ontology annotation, cellular component: cytosol; plasma membrane. NCBI's taxonomy places the organism in Eukaryota, Metazoa, Chordata, Actinopteri, Cypriniformes, Cyprinidae.